This is a messenger RNA of Syngnathoides biaculeatus (alligator pipefish), 1803 nucleotides long. RefSeq names its product transcription factor AP-2 delta (activating enhancer binding protein 2 delta) (gene tfap2d). The record is from RefSeq and is a predicted model, not a curated record. Gene Ontology annotation, biological process: regulation of transcription by RNA polymerase II; anatomical structure development; regulation of cell population proliferation. NCBI's taxonomy places the organism in Eukaryota, Metazoa, Chordata, Actinopteri, Syngnathiformes, Syngnathidae. Gene Ontology annotation, cellular component: nucleus. Gene Ontology annotation, molecular function: RNA polymerase II transcription regulatory region sequence-specific DNA binding; DNA-binding transcription factor activity, RNA polymerase II-specific.
AUGUCCGCUGAAAAAUGGAGGAAAAUGUUGAAAGCAGCACGUGCUUCCUUAUCAAGGCGAAGAUCCAAUAUUUAUUCCUGGUCUCCUGGGAUGCCUGGCUCCGUCUAUUGUCCUCCCAUUCCUGUGCUGAUGCUUAAUUUUCAAAACUUGCUUAUUACCAAGGGACCUACGACAUCAGCCGAGAAAUACCCUGCAAGUACAAAAUCCGUGAGCCAGCCCCGUCCGUGCAGAGGGGAGACGCUCGCCUUGCACCAGCUUUUCUUGUCCUUGUUUCCCGCACACAGCACGCGAGGGGGAGACUUUUUCUAUUUAUCGCACAUUUUGAGGGAUUUUAACGCAUUUUCUCUUUUCCACCAUCGUCGGAGAGGAGAGGAGAGGAGAGGAGAGGAGGAGGGAAGAAAACAACGUGUUUCUUUGGAGAAAAACACAAUGUCAGCGACCUUCCCGGGACUUGUCCACGACGCAGAGAUACGCCACGACGGAUCGAACAGCUACCGGCUGAUGCAGCUCGGUUGCCUGGAGUCCGUGGCCAACUCCUCGGUCGCCUACUCCUCCACCUCCCCGCUCACCUACCCGGCGCCGGCGGGCACGGAGUUCGCCUCUCCUUAUUUCUCCGCCAACCACCAGUACACUCCACUGCACCACCAGUCCUUCCACUAUGAGUUCCAGCACUCGCACCCGGCCGUGGCCCCGGAGGCCUACGGGCUCAACUCGCUCCACUCGGGCCAGUACUACCAGCAGAUCCACCACGGGGAGCCUGCGGACUUCAUCAACUUGCACAACGCGCGCUCGGCCCUCAAGUCGUCGUGUCUGGACGAGCAGCAGCGGCGGGAGCUGGGCUGCCUCGACGCUUACCGGCGACACGACCUGUCGCUCAUGACGUCACACGGCUCCCAGGCCUACGGCGUCGGGAUGCACCAUCCGGACCAGAGGCUGCUGCCCGCCGCCGGUCUGGGCCUCUCGUCGGCCGCGGACGACCUGCAGGGCUCCGUGGAAGCGCAGUGUGGGCUCGUGCUCAACGGUCAAGGGGGUGUCAUCCGGAGAGGGGGAACUUGCGUGGUGAACCCGACAGAUCUAUUCUGCUCGGUACCGGGUCGCCUGUCGCUGCUCAGCUCCACCUCGAAGUACAAAGUCACCAUCGCGGAGGUGAAACGAAGACUGUCACCACCGGAGUGCCUCAACGCUUCUCUACUGGGCGGAAUACUGCGCAGAGCCAAGUCAAAGAACGGUGGGCGGUGUCUCCGGGAGAAAUUGGACCGGCUAGGCCUCAACCUGCCGGCGGGACGGAGGAAAGCUGCCAAUGUCACACUGCUCACCUCACUGGUGGAGGGAGAGGCACUUCACCUGGCCAGAGACUUUGGCUACACCUGCGAGACGGAGUUUCCCAGCAAAGCGGUGGGCGAGCAUUUGGCCCGGCAGCACAACGAGUCGAAAGAAAACAGUGCACGCAAGAAAAUGGUUUUGGCAACAAAGCAAAUCUGUAAGGAGUUCCAGGACUUGUUGAGCCAAGAUCGUUCUCCUUUGGGCUCCUCCCGACCGACACCCAUCCUGGACCUGGACAUCCAGAGACACCUGACACACUUCAGUCUUAUCACUCACGGUUUUGGUACACCGGCGGUUUGCGCAGCUCUCAGCACUUUCCAAACAGUCCUGAGCGAGAUGCUCAACUACCUGGACAAAAACUCAAGCGGCAAAACAAGCGGACCGAACGAUCAACAGAUCAACGGCAGCUCGGAAAAGUCGCAGCUACGCAAAGUGGCGGAGCCCCAGAGCAAAGACGGCAAAACUGAAAAGACAGAGUAG